CGGCGUUAGGCCGCGGCGGUAGGAUGGGCCCGCCCCUCCCGCACUUGGAGGCGCCCGCCCGUGCCGUCUCCUAGCAGCGCCGUGACGCGCACGCGCACGCGCCCUGGGUGCCGGGCCGCCGUGACGCGCACGCGCCUCUGGGUGCGGCGCCGCGGGCGGGAGUGAGGGGCGCCCCCGAGCGGAGGUCUGGGAGCGCGCGGGGUGGGCGCGUGGGGGGCGACGGCGACCAGUGGGGAGCCGGCUCCGUGUCGCCCUUGGAGGACUUGGCGCCCCCAGCUCUCUCUGCUCCCCGUGCAGCCGCCCUCCCCGCCUCAUCCGGGACGUUUCCGGAGCCUUAGGGACCGUAACUCUUGACCCUCGUGGCAUUUUUGUUGGACUUUCUCUGGAAAAAUGGAACCUGGCAGCUUGUCUUAGAAGAUCGCAGGAUGUUUGUUCCAAGAUCUCUCAAAAUCAGGAGGGGCGCUCACGACGAAGGCAGAAGUUGUGCAGCUAAGAGAGCAAAACCAGAAGCAGGAGACGCCUCACAGGACGAAGGCAGUGGCGACCCGGUGGGACCCGUCGGUACAGAAGAGGCCCCAGAAGCAGACGGGCCCGGCGCGGAACCAUGCCCCUGCCCCAGUCCAGAGGGCCAGGUGGCCACGGUCUGUGUGCUGGGACCUGAGCCGCGUGCCGAGGAUGGCCAUCUCUCGGAAGAGCCUGUUAAGUCAUUUUCCAAAAUGCAGCGCUGGGCAGAGCCCGGGGAACCUGUGUGUGUUGUCUGCGGCCGUUACGGCGAGUACAUCUGUGAUAAGACAGAUGAAGACGUGUGCAGCCUGGAGUGCAAAGCGAAGCAUCUCCUGCGGGUUAAGGAGAAGGCAGAGAAGUCAGCGCUCAGCCGCCCGCAGGAAGCUGGCUCUCAGCCCGAGGCCCCGUUGGAGGCUUGCUACGUCUAUAAAGAGCAUCCCUUCGUCUUGAGCCUGCAGGACGACCAGGUUGAGAAUCUUAAGCAGCAGCUUGGUAUUUCAGUGCAAGGACAAGAUGUCACCAGGCCCAUUACUGACUUCGAGCACUGUGGUUUUCCCGAGGCCUUAAAUGUCAACCUGAAGGAGUCGGGCUAUGAGGUCCCAACCCCCAUCCAAAUGCAGAUGACCCCCGUGGGUCUCCUGGGAAGGGACAUUCUGGCCAGCGCUGACACCGGCUCCGGAAAGACGGCCGCCUUCCUCCUUCCUGUUAUCAUCCGAGCUUUAUUCGAGAGCACAGCUCCAUCUGCGGUCAUUCUGACCCCAACGAGAGAGCUGGCCAUCCAGAUAGAGAGACAAGCCAAAGAACUGAUGAGAGGCCUGCCGCGCAUGAAAACCGUGCUCCUGGUGGGGGGCUUGCCCUUGCCCCCGCAGCUGCACCGUUUGCGGCAGCAUGUCAAGGUUAUCAUAGCAACUCCUGGGCGACUUCUGGAUAUCAUAAAACAGAGCUCUGUCGAACUCCGCGGUAUAAAAAUUGUAGUAGUGGAUGAAGCCGACACCAUGUUAAAGAUGGGCUUCCAGCAGCAAGUGCUUGACAUUUUGGAGUACGUGCCGAGUGAGUGUCAGACCAUCCUGGUUUCCGCUACAAUCCCAGCCAGCAUAGAGCAGCUGGCAGCCCGGCUCCUACAUGACCCCGUGCGGAUCAGCGCCGGGAGCAGGAACCAGCCUUGUUCCAGCGUGCGGCAGAUUAUCCUGUGGGUAGAAGAACCCGCCAAGAAGAAAAAACUGUUUGAGAUCUUAAAUGAUAAGAAGCUCUUCCAGCCUCCCGUGCUAGUAUUUGUGGGCUGCAGGCUCGGAGCUGACCUUCUGAGUGAGGCCGUUCAGAAGAUCACAGGCCUGCAGAGCAUAUCCAUGCAUUCCGAGAAGUCCCAAGUCGAGAGGGAAAGCAUUCUGAAGGGGCUGCUGGAUGGAGAGUACGAGGUGGUGGUGAGCACGGGCGUCCUGGGACGCGGCCUGGACCUGAUCAGUGUCAAGCUGGUUGUCAAUUUCGACAUGCCUUCCAGUAUGGACGAGUAUGUGCACCAGGUUGGAAGAGUGGGAAGACUGGGCCGGACCGGGACCGCCAUCACCUUCAUCAAUAACAACUCCAAGAGACUCUUCUGGGAUGUCGCAAAAAGAGUGGAGCCCACAGGCUCCAUCCUGCCCCCGCAGUUACUCAAUUCGCCUUACCUCCAUGACCAGAAGAGGAAAGAACAACAGAGGGACAGACAGACGCAGAGCAACCUGGUCACGGGCGCCAAUCUUAUGGACAUUAUUAGGAAACACGAUAAAAGUAAUUCCCAAAAGUGAUUUGCUAGACCACUUGGAGCACGUUUUUAUUGCGUACUAUCAGGGAAACCUCUAUAUUAUUAUGUAUGGUUUGAUAAGUGGGACAUGUACGUGAAAUAAAAUUUAAAAUAUCCUUAAAAUUGUUUAAUAGACUAUAAAGUUUAUACAGCAAAAUCAUAUUUUUCUUUUAAAUUCUCAUAAAUUAAAAGCAACAUCAGAAAAUGAAUUGCUAAAUAAGGUAAUUUUUUUCUCUCUCUGGACAAAGCCUUUUUUUUAAAAAAAAUAACUGUUCCUUGGAGCUACUGUCAGAACCAGAAACCUGCCCAACAAAGAGUGUGACUCAGGACGGUGGUUCAUUUGUGUCCCCAUCAUGCUGCAAGCGUGUCGGCACUUGGAUUAGUGUUGAGUAAAUGAACGUUAGGAAGAAG
Hipposideros armiger (great roundleaf bat) is the source of this 2695-nucleotide messenger RNA. RefSeq names its product DEAD-box helicase 59 (gene DDX59). The record is from RefSeq and is a predicted model, not a curated record. Lineage: Eukaryota; Metazoa; Chordata; Mammalia; Chiroptera; Hipposideridae. Gene Ontology annotation, cellular component: cytosol. Gene Ontology annotation, molecular function: ATP binding; RNA helicase activity; nucleic acid binding. The transcript has 8 exons. The coding region runs from base 426 to 2288 and encodes 620 amino acids.